Messenger RNA from Melanaphis sacchari, 4666 nucleotides. It is a transcript of the gene cd, whose product is annotated as lactoperoxidase. Gene Ontology annotation, biological process: response to oxidative stress. The record is from RefSeq and is a predicted model, not a curated record. Gene Ontology annotation, molecular function: peroxidase activity; heme binding. The coding region runs from base 299 to 2767 and encodes 822 amino acids. Lineage: Eukaryota; Metazoa; Arthropoda; Insecta; Hemiptera; Aphididae. The transcript is spliced from 15 exons.
UGAAGGACGCAGAUUUGAAGGGUUUCUUACGGUCUUGGUCACCGUGACGCCGAUCGCGUUCCCGUCGACUGGUUGAAUCCCAUUUAUUAUAUCGUUUAUUCUAAAUCGGUGGCAGCGAUAUACCGCAUAGUGCUUUUUUCGUUUUCUAAUUUUUAGAAGUUUAAUAAACCAGAAAAUCUAUUUGUAAUACAACACGUGAAAUUUGAUUUUCAACAAUAGUCAAUCAUCAUUCAUCCUACAUCUACUUUGGUCUAUCACUUUGAUCUGGCGACGAGGCUCGGACAAGAACAUUACACCGAUGAUGGCCACUGAAAGCACACCGUUGACCAACACCGAUGACGUCACACCGGUAUCAGGUUCCGAGUACAUAUCACUGUCGAAACAUGAAACUGACCACACUCCACCGUGUCUGAAACCAAGAUGUUGCGUGUACGCCGCACUGCUGUCGUUGGUAUUAAUGGCCAUUAUAGUAGGCACGUCAUAUUACGUGGGUCGGAGUCAAGGUGACUCGACUGUUAUUCAACCGGCCCCAAUAGCGACGGUAGACACAUUGUUGCAGCUAAGAUGGCCCUUACAAACGUAUUCGCGCGGGGAAUGGACAGCAGAUGCGGGAAUAACAGCGACAUCAAUUAUUCAGAGGACCAUCGUUAUAAAUGCGACCGGGGACGACUUAAUGUCCGUGGUGGAGGGAGGCUACAAAAGUUUGAAAGCCAAAGAGGAUUUAGAAAAAAACUUUCCGACAAUUGAUGGCGGGACUCCAUCAUACCGUCAUCAGCAAGUGAUGAAGUCCGGCCCCGAAUCGAUAAGAAUCGCGCGGAACGGUUACGUCGAAAACAUCGCGACUGAAAAAUUGAGGUCGGCGCUUCGUCGUCAGACGACCCCUUGGCUUCUGUUAAACGUUACAAACAACCAGGACGCUACGAUAUUGGCAGAAAACGUGACCAUUUUUAAUAACACUGAAUGCAUAAGUCCCGAACCGGUAAUUUGUCCACUCCAGAGUCGUUACCGAACAGUGGAAGGCAUUUGUAACAACGUCUUUGAGCCACUCAAGGGUGCAGCGCUGACGCCAUUCCGUAGAGUAUUGCCGGCCGACUAUUCUGACGGUGUAUGGAAACCAAGGAAAGCUACAGAUGGUUCGGAGUUGCCGUCAGCCAAACAAGUCAGCGAAGAUGUGCACCGGCAGUCGUAUGAAGAAGAUCACGAUUUCACCGUCAUGCUGGCGGUCUGGGGCCAAUUCAUGGAUCACGACAUAACAGCCACCGCGCUGAGUCGAGGGCACAAUGGAAACGCUAUUUCAUGCUGCAGUUCGGUUAAUGAAAACGUUACACAUCCUGAAUGUUUUCCAGUAAUCGUACACGAAGAUAAAAAUGAGUGCGGAAAAUGCAUGGAGUUUGUGCGAUCUUCACCGGCAUCUACUUGUGGUUUCGGGCCCAGGGAACAGUUGAACCAAGCAAGCUCGUAUUUAGAUGGUUCGUCUGUGUACGGUAACACACGCAAACUUCAAAAUGACCUAAGAUCAUGGACCGGCGGACGUAUGAAAGUAUUUGUAACCGAACACGGUGAACAGCUAUUGCCGCCCAAUAAAGAUCCGUUGGACGGGUGUAAUGAAGAAUCGGAAAUGAAAAAAGGCCGCUACUGUUUUUUGUCCGGAGAUGCCAGAUCGAAUGAAAACAUGCACUUGACAACGCUCCAUUUAAUCAUGGUACGCCAACACAACAUGAUUGCCGAUCGAUUGUCGUCUCUAAAUCCACACUGGGAUGACGAACAUAUUUUUCAAGAAACCAGACACAUAGUUACCGCUCAGAUUCAACACAUCACCUAUAACGAAUUUCUACCAGUAUUGCUUGGUGAUAAUCUCAUGAAACGCUUGGACUUAUACUCUCAACAAACAGGUCAUUGGAACGGAUACAAUUCUUCAAUGGAUGCAACCAUCAGCAACAACUUUGCUACCGCGGCCUUCCGAUUCGCUCACACUUUAAUACCGAGUAUGAUGAAGUUUCUUAAGGACAACAAUAGCAAUCCCGAAUUCGUCGAAAUGAGGAAAAUGCUGUUCAACCCGUACAGAUUGUACACGUGUGGCGGUGUAGAUAGUGUCAUUCGUGGAGCGAUGAACACAAGCGCUGGGAAAUCUGACGCAUUUUUCACACCCGAAGUCACUAGACAUCUGUUCGAGAAAAACGACGAAUCGAGACCCGCCGGAAGACAGUGCGGAUUGGAUUUGGUCGCACUGAACAUACAAAGAGGCCGAGAUCACGGACUUCCGGCGUACCCACAUUGGCGUAAAACAUGUGGGUUUUCAAAACCACGGAAUUUCAGCGAUUUAGAAGGACAUGUUGAACCGGCAACAUUGCAAAGAAUAUCAAAAUUGUACAAGUCGAUCGACGACUUAGACUUGUAUACCGGGCUGCUUUCGGAAAAGCCGCUGGAAGGAAGCAUCUUGGGGCCGACGAUCACAUGCCUGUUGGCCGAUCAAUUCUUGCGGGUGAAAUCGGGUGAUCGUUAUUGGUAUGAGACUAACGAGAAACCACAGGCGUUCAACCAAGAUCAAUUGUCAGAGAUCCGGAAAACCACGUUCGCUACAAUAAUUUGCGACAAUUCCGACGAAAUCGAAUCCAUUCAACUGCACGUGAUGCACAGCAACCGGAAAUUCGGAAACAACAGAGUUAGCUGCGACAGUUUAAUAAAAAUGUCUCUUGACCCGUGGAAAGAAGAAUACGACACGACCGUUACUGCAGCAGCCCCUCGAAGCCCGACCGCUGCCUCUUAGGACUCAUCCGCUACAACCACCGCCACUGCAGUCACGAUCAGUAAUAACAAUAACAUAUCGCAGUCGGCCGACGCCCAUUAGGCAAUAGUCGAAUCAACUACUACGAAUCAAUUCGGGCCACAUGUGAAAACAUAAAUUUAUUUCAAAUCAUGUAGCGUAAAAAUAAUUUUUAAAAACACCUACUUCAGCCAUAUAUUAUCCUAUUACAUAUGGAUAAUAAUAUAUAUUUAUAAAUACGUAGGAACUCGCGUCAUAUACGCCACAGAGUUUCACGAUUGUAAUAUUUUAUUUUUACUAUCGAUAAUACUCACCAAAGCCCCUUCUCUACAAAGCUUACGUGAACUUAGCCUCUUCAAAAUUAUAAUUUUUAAGUUAGUUUUCUUAUAUAACUAUUUGAAUAGGUGAUUUUCUUUAUUAUACUCAUACAAAAUCAAUAGUUAUGAUUAUGAACGAUGAUUAUUGAAUAGUAUUUUACGUCCGACUUUAAACUUGGAAAAAUAUCUACUCAGUAUAAAACCCUCUAAUAAAUUACCAGUAGACUGCGCAGUCAGUGUAAAUCGAAAAGGUUGCUAAUAAAAUAAUAAUCUUUCCACAAAAAAAGAAAAAAUCUAAAAAAGAAAUAUUAUUAACUUACAGAACUGCAGUGACUGUUUGUUUUAUGCUUAUGAUUGAACCUAAGAGGACGUCACACCCGCAUGUGUUGUAUAUCCGCCGUCUUACUUAACGUACAACAUCAUAUUAUCAAAUUUUCGUUAAGAAAUGCCAAAUUUGUGUAGUUGAAUUUGAUGUUAGAACGAAUUAUUUACCCAUUAUUAUAGAACGGAAAGUUAAAAACAUUGUUUUGUUGGAAAUAUUAUUUUGAUGUUAAAUGUAUUUUAAUUUCCAAGUGACUAUAGUGAGUAAUAAGCGUUCAGCUAUUACAAUUUUAAAAUGCUCGCAAUUCGCUUCCUUGUUGUUAGGUUUUAUAUUGUAAUAUAAAUUUAAUAAUAGGAUAUAGAUAAAUAUUCUUUGAUAUCAAAAUUAACGAAGCUAAAAUAUGAAAACUGCUGAACGUAAUUAUUUUACCAUGUACACGCACGGUUUGUGAGGCGGAGACAAUAUAUUAUCAAAUUUGCGUUCAGCAGUUCCAAUUUGAUGUUUGUUGACUUUAAUGUUUAAGUUAAUUAUCAAACUUAAAGGCAAGACCACUCACUACGGUCAACCAUUGGUUUCUUACAAGUGAGUUAUGAGAAUUUUUAAAUCGUACUAUAUUACAUUCUAUAAUAACUUACCUACUUAUAACUUAAAAGUUAAAAUAUCGUAAAAAAUAAUAUUCUUGUCUGUGUAUGUGUCUAUUAAUUAGUAGAUUCACUUUAAUAUUAAAGUUUACUACAUAAAACUGGAACUGUUGAAUGCGAACUUGUCCAUGUUUUUUUUAGUAAGAUGGAGACAUCAACAUUUGUGCAGAAGGUGACGUUCUAUUAAUAAUAAUAUUUAUAAUUACUUAUAUGCAAAUAUUUUUUUUACUAUAUCUAUUAUAUAAAAAUUACUGUUUAACAGUGAGUAUGGUGUUUUUUCAAAAAAUUUUAUACAAAAGAAUUUUUUGGAAUAUGAGGACUUUACCAAUGUCCAAUGUUACAAUACUAUAUUAUGAUAAUUGGUCAAGUCUAAAAAAACCAUUUCGUCGUCAUUAAAAUUACAAUAACAAUAAAUUGUAUGUUUUUUUGCAAUACGAGUCUGCUAUCGUUAUGAUAGUAAUAUAUAUACGAACGUUACAAAAAAUUAAUAAUUCAAAGUGAACGUUAAUGUUUUUAAUAAUACUCAAAAACUAUUAAACGAUGAGACGCGUUUCAUUAUCAUUUCUUUGAUAUGCAUCCUUUGUAACUAUUUGUAUUUUAUAAAAACGAUUUUUUCCAUAUA